UGUCAAAUAUCGAUGUUUGUCAUUUUCUAGCACAGUUAACAAUUUGUCGUUUGCAAACAAAAGAAGUGAUUGCUUAUUAGAAUAAAUAAACUUAUAAUUUUAAAUUAUUUUAAACACACAAUUGAUUCUAAAAGCCUCACUAACUAUUUCAUCGAAAGAAAUUUAAGCGUCUGAUAAAAAUAAAGAGCAAUGAUUCAGAAUCCUUGUUUGUCCAAUAUAACUGUAAACAAUUAAUUGUUAUAGUUUUUACCUUUUGAAGCUAAACUCAGAAUCAAUUAACCGUUGGAAUAAUCCUGUUACUUGUGUGAUAGCUUUAAAAGCCUUGGCCUGUGAUAAAUAUGUUAAAGAAAUAUAAGUGAGCUUUCCUUUAUUGUAACUGAUUAUUCUUAAUGUGUUGAAAAUAGCCAUGAAGCAACUUACAGCUUGGUAUCAGAAGAAAAUAAGUUCUUAUGACAAAGAAGAAUGGGAGACUAUGGUAGAACAGUUGCUGAUGAGAGGCACUUACCGUCGCCGCAUAAUAGAUUCAUCAUCACAUGCACGAUCUUAUUUAAUAGAUGUUGAUUUAGUUAGAGGCUCUUCAUUUCCUAAAGCAAAGCCUACUCUUGGUAUGCGCCGUGUUGUAUGGUUUGCACUAGUUCGACUUGUAUUCUUGCCAGCCCUAUAUCAAUGGUGGGCUCAACAGACCUCACCUGCAUGUGCAAAAUUUCUCCUUUCUCUAUGGUUCCUCCAAGUUGUCAAUAUAAUAUUAAACUUUAUUGCACCAUCUUCUGUUGAGUUAGAUUCAAAUUGCUGGAUAGUGCCAAUGGUUUUGAUGGUAGUACUAAGUAUGGUACAUUCACAAAUAGUAUGUACAACAGAGAUGGAAUUAGCUAGAGUUAGACCAAGGUCAACUUACAGAAGAAAAUUACCGCGAUAUUUUAGACGAUCUCGAUCAGACUGUGAUGGAGGGAGUGGUGUUGCGUCAGCAGAAAGUGGAGCCACUUCAAGUCAUAGUAAAACUCCUCUCGCCAAACCACCCAAAUUUCGACGGCGCUUGUCAAGAUCUGAUAUUGCUGAUGUAGGCCAAAGAAAGAGAAGAAAAGAUGCAAAAGACAGUCCAAAUGAUCUCCUACCUGUGAUUAAAGAUAAAUUACCAAAGAAAGCUAAAGAUUCUGACGAUGAAGACUAUAUGGCAUGGAAGAAGCGUGACCCAACAGUUCCUCUUAAUCAACCCGUUGUCGCCAGUCCCAGCACAUCAUAUAAACCGAACAUACUAACAAGGAAAUACUUAGAAAUAUUUAAUAUUCGCCAAAAUCAACAAAAUGAGCCAAGGCCAACAUUUGCUGAUGGGGAUGACGGCUUUGAAAGCCUUAACGGCUACAAUUCUAGUGAAGGUGAUAAACCAGAAAACCAAAAAGUCAAAAAAGUUAUUGAAGAGAAACAGGAACCUGUAACAAAAAAAGAUUUAAAUAAUGUUGCUAAUGAUAGUGAUAAGGGUAAAACUUUAGAAGAGAAAUCAAUUGAUCCAGACUCUGAUAAUGCUGUCACAAGUAGUCCUAAUACUGGGAAGAGAGUGAGUGUGCGAUUUCGAAAGUCCUGGUCCAAAGAUAAAAUAGCGAUAUCUAGUGACGAAAAGUUUACAAGAAUGAAAAAUAAAAAGAAAAUAGAAAAUUACCAGUCGUCAUCAUCCGAUGGGGAAUGUUCUGCUUCCGCCCCAUCAAUCGCUCUGCCUUCGCACCAUACCAUGUCUGAUUGGGUGGGCCAAAUUACUAACAGCGAAGAAAGUAGUUACGGAUCUCAAUCGGAGGCCGGUCAUCCAGGUGUCGGUUUCCAUUACACAGCUGAUAGCUCGUGGGAUCCUUUUGCAAUACUAGAUCCUUCUAGUGACACAGUGAAAUGUACAAUGUGGGAACGUGGAUCAACUCUAAGGGCAGAGUUAUCAGCGGUAGAUAUAAGUUGGUACGUGGUAGCGCGAGCAGAACGAGCAAUGGUGGAUGGCUGUCUCUACUCUGGACUUAUUAUGGCCGCUAUUGUUGCCUUUAAUUCGCCUGUUAUGCGGCUUAUACAGAUGGCAAUAGAACAGGAUACACGGACAGAAGAGGAACUGCAAUCGCUGUCUUUAUUAAGUUUUUCUUCCAUCAUUGGGAACUAUACUCAGGGAUCACCGCUCAACGCAUUUAAUGGUGCUUUUGGGGACAACGUUUGGGAAAUAUCUACAAACAUCCUGUCAUGCGUUCUCCGAUUCACUCUUAGUGGACUCGUUUUCUUUCUGUUGGCGGUAGCAGAGCGCGCGUACAAACAACGUUUUCUGUACGCAAAACUGUUUUCACAUUUGACAUCCGCUAGGCGCGCCCGGAAGUCGGAGUUACCACACUUCCGUUUGAACACAGUUAGGAAUAUUAAGACUUGGCUCUCGACCAGGUCUUAUUUACGGCGACGCGGUCCCCAAAGAUCUGUGGACGUUAUUGUUUCAGCAGCUUUCGUUAUAACGCUCACUCUAUUGGCCUGCGUCAGCGCACAAUUAUUAAGGGACUCAGUGACUCUAGAGAGAGGUUGGCUCCUCGAAGCAAUGGUUUGGAGUGGUUGCCUUGGAGUGUAUUUAUUGCGACUUUUGACUCUUGGCAGUAAUGUCAAUAAGAAGUACCGGGGUUGUCUGUCAGCGAUUUUGACAGAACAGAUUAACCUACAUUUAGCCAUAGAGCAGAGACCAGAGAGUAAAGAACAACUGACGGUGGCAAAUAAUGUGCUUAAAUUGGCCGCGGAUUUGCUAAAAGAACUAGACUCUCCCUACAAAAUAUCUGGAAUAUGCGCGAACCACUAUUUAUACACAAUAACGAAGGUAGUGAUCCUAUCUGCAUUAUCAGGAGUUCUUUCUGAAAUGUUAGGUUUUAAGCUGAAACUUCAUAAAAUCAAAAUUAAAUAACACAAAUACAGACUGUAUUUGUUGAUAUACGUACACGUCAAACAAUGACAGAAUAUUAAUGAUAUAAACUUAUUAUUUUAUAGGGGCCUAAUAAUAGUGUUUUUCAAUAUAAAAAUAACAGUCUGUAUUCUAAAGCGCAAAUCAAGAUCAAGACUACUACUACGUGUGAUUCAUAUUAGUUCCGAAUUCUAGAACGUCCAUCACAGUUUCUAGUUUCUGGACUUGACAUAUUUGACAGCGCUCAAGCCUUGAGAUACGUUUUAGAAUAUGGAACUAGUACUCAAAAUUGCUUCAUUUGAGUGUCAAAAUUGCCUAAUAACUUGGCUAAUAAUCCGACUGACCCCAAUGGGCAUAUUAUAUAGCUAUUCAGAAUUAGCAUAACCGCUUUUUCUUAUUUUAAAUUGGGCCCCGAAAGCGAUUUUUUAAAAUAAUUUACACAUAUUAUUUCAAAACUUAAUCUUUCAGAAAUUAUUAUCAAUGGUGUUAAUAUAAAAACUUACUCGUAGUGCCACAUUAAUAUUUUAUAUAGUUGUAAUAGUUCAAUUGCGUCCAAGUUAUUUGGAAUGUAGCAUUUUGUAGUUAGCAUGGAGUGGAAGUAUUCAUAAGAGGCUAUGUGUAUGUAACAAAGUUUUGGUCCUUCAAGCCGGAUUUUCUUUUUCUUACACUUUAUAAUUACGCUUACAAUGUCUAUACCAUUCAAAUCUUUUUUUAAGUUUGAUCUCAAUGUUGCGUUAAUCUCAUUUUUAUAUCACUUUUACUGUACUUAUCAAAUUACUUUAUAUGGGUGCUAAUAUUACUGUAUUCUACGAAAUAUGCGUAUUGUGGAACUAUUUGAUUGAAAAGAACUUUUAAAACUUGACAGAAUAUAUAUUUAUUCUAGUAAUUGCGUGUAUAUAAUAUAAAGAUUACGUGUUAGAGUAGUAACCAAAUUUUGAAGGUACACAGAAUUUAUAACAACGAAAUGUAAUUAUUUAAAUGCAUAAUAUAUCACAAUUAUUACCUUAUACAUUUUUCCUACUUAAUAGUUUACUUAAACAAAGUUCGGCUGUAAUUGCUACCAGAAAUAAUUAGCCGAUAUAGAGUUGUAUAAAUGAAUAUUACUGACUUUCAUCAAACAUUGUUUUUAGUCACAAUUAUUUAAAUAUAUAACAAUAUAUCAGUGAUUCAUUAAGAAUCUCUGGGUUGAACAUGUUAUGGUUUGGAAUGGUUAUAGUUUAUCUUUGCCAUAGUUAGGUCUUAAAAUGAAUUAAAAGUAGCAUAAAA
This is a messenger RNA of Pieris rapae (cabbage white), 4165 nucleotides long. RefSeq names its product protein PHTF2 (gene phtf). The coding region runs from base 407 to 2902 and encodes 831 amino acids. Gene Ontology annotation, cellular component: endoplasmic reticulum. The record is from RefSeq and is a predicted model, not a curated record. The transcript is spliced from 15 exons. Lineage: Eukaryota; Metazoa; Arthropoda; Insecta; Lepidoptera; Pieridae.